UCAAAUACAUUGUUAAUUCUGUGGCACCACUGUGCAGGUCAUCCCAGAUUAUAUGCAGCCACCGCUAGAUCAAGAACUCCUCCGGCUGAUGACGGCAUUGACAAUGCGAUGGAGCAUAGCAGGCAAGCUAGAUCCAUUUCUGACAGCGAAUCUGACCCUAGUGCGGAUUCCAAAGACGACGGAGGUAGCAGGUCGGACGGAAAUGAUGCAGUAAGUCAAAAUAAUGGGAAUGAUAACAACCAAAUGACUUUAGGACCCGCUCAAGCUGGGGAGAAUGGCAGAGACGGUGGUCCUGGGGAGAAUGGAGGAGAUGGCGGUAUUGGCAUGAACGGAAUCUCCCUGCAGGUUGGAGGUGCAGGCGGAAAUGGGGGAACAGGUGGAGCAGAUAGUAACGGCGGUAUUGGAGGAACUGGAGGUAAUGGCGGAAGACUAGCAGUCGGAGGAAAUGGUGGAAUAGGAGGACAGGGUGGAGAAGUAGGGGGUGAGGGUGGUCAAGGAGGACUGGGUGGUAGUGGUGGUAUAGCAGCUGAUGGAGGAAUCGGCGGGGCUGGUGGUAACUCAGGAAGUCAAGGAAACGGAGGAAUAGGAGGAAUGGGUGGUUCGGCAGGUGUGGGUGCUGUCGGAGGUACGGGAGGAAGAGGAGGCAAUGGAAGCGACAAUGGGAUGGGAGGUAGAGGUGGAAUGGGUGGCACUGCAGGUAUUGGUGGAUUGGGUGGUACGGGAGGACAAGGAGGCAAUGGUGGGGAGAAUGGAAACGGAGCUGUUGGUGGAGGUGGAGGUGUGUGCCUGGUUGGAGGAGCUGCUGGUGAUGGUGGUAAUGGCGGAGAUGGAUUUGGAAAUGGGGUUGGAGGUAGGGGUGGUCGGGGAAGUAAUGGUUGCACUGGUGGUAAUGCUGGGAAUGGUGGAAACGGUGGAAAUUCUGGUGAUAGUGCAGGUCUUACGACCUUGUUGGUGGUGAUGGCGGAUCAUCUAAUGCUAUAG
Sycon ciliatum is the source of this 981-nucleotide messenger RNA. RefSeq lists its product as uncharacterized. The transcript has 2 exons. NCBI's taxonomy places the organism in Eukaryota, Metazoa, Porifera, Calcarea, Leucosolenida, Sycettidae. The record is from RefSeq and is a predicted model, not a curated record. The coding region runs from base 109 to 981 and encodes 290 amino acids.